Portunus trituberculatus (swimming crab) is the source of this 1722-nucleotide messenger RNA. RefSeq lists its product as uncharacterized. The coding region runs from base 199 to 1485 and encodes 428 amino acids. Lineage: Eukaryota; Metazoa; Arthropoda; Malacostraca; Decapoda; Portunidae. The record is from RefSeq and is a predicted model, not a curated record. The transcript has 2 exons.
UCCCCUCAUCAGAGUUAGCCGUUGGUCGCUUCCGUCGGUGUGGUAGUGGUGGUUUAAGGCAGUGAGAGGCGGUAGGGAGUUUUAAAGCGCGUUUUAAGUUCCUCUUGACUUGAUUUGUGGUUUUACGGACAUUUUGGGUGUACAUUUGAAGUGGAAGUGUUAGCGGUGGUGUCCUGGUGUUGUCGUGGUGUCUGCAACAUGAAUGAGCCGGAGAUGAUGGAGCUACAAGACGUGAGAGAUGAGAACCUGCCGUCUUUUCUGGUGUACCGGCCUUCCAGGAUCAGCAAUGGCUUACGCCUGAUGCCACUCAGAGUACUAGGCGCCGGGGUGCUGGGAAUCCUGUGCGCUGGUAUAGUCUUCGUUAUCGCCAACCUGAUCAUCUUCGCGGCGCAUCCUUCCCCUGAGACGCAGACCCCUGACGCUGAGAUCUUCAUUGACCUUGAUCUUGAUGGCGAGGAGCAGAUCUACCUGGACUUGGACCUUGAGAACCCUAUAGAACUUGAAGAGCUGUAUGACCAAGAUGACCUCACAACACCACCGUUCAUCCCGACACCACAGUUUAUGAACCAAGAGAUGCCAAACACUCCCUCCACUCCUCAGGACCCGACGCCUCCUGUGCUGGUGUUUUACAGACCCGCCAAGACUCCCUCCCGCCUCCCCAAACCUGCUAAUGGCACCCACCUCUCUUCCUCCCUUCCUGACCCACACCCCUCCCAGGCACCUCCCCGUGACAUCCCUCCCGUCACGACAGAUUGCACUGACCGCUCACCAUGCCCGCCUGCCCUCCCGCCCUACCACACCCCGUUUGUCACGCUUUUCACUAAGAUCAAAAGUCGUUUCGUUGCAAUCACCCCCUCCAUUACCAACAGAUUCCCAACCUCAACGACCCCCACAACCACCACCGCAACCAACUACACCACUGUCCCUUCCAUAACCACCACUUCCACACCUACCACCGCCACUACCACGGUAACCUCUUCUAUAGCGGUGACAAGUGCUCCGUUCGUCCACAUAAUAGUCGCCUCGCCACUUAAUAUAGAACCUACACUGGAUCUCCCGACCGAAGCGCAAACACCAGAGAAGGAGCCGGUCAGCUGCGGGUACAGUAGAGGCAAGGUGAUAAUGUACGUCUUGCUUGCCAUUCUCAUCUUUCUUCUGCUGGUGGUUGUCUACGAAAUGGUGAAGCUGUACCGGAAGCAGCCGUGGAGCCUGUGGAUGGCGGACAACGUGAGGACAGUGGAGGGGUCUGCGGUACGGCGGCAUGUGGUGAGUCGGCACGGCGACACAGUGGCCCUGCGCACCUUGAGGAAAGGCAGCACGACCUUUUUCCAGGUGACGGACGCCAACCCGACCUUCCGCAACCCGCACCGCCAACCCUGCUGCCCCACAAACUGCGGCAUCAUGCACUCCCAUCACCACCACCUGCCCCGCGUUAGCCCGCACUGCCGCAACCACCGCUGGCUCGCCCACCCCGCCAGAAACUGAGGCCUGACAGCGGGAGUCCCCCCUAGCGUGCCUGAGUAGUGCUGACGCUGCGCCGCCCCGCCACGCCUUGCCCGUCUGUCUUGUCUGACCACGCCGCGGCCUCACGCCAGUAGUACACAGACUGGGUGAGAUGCCGAGGCGUGUAUCUUGUUACUAGAACUCUACACGUUAAGUUUUUAAAGAUUUUAUUUGUAACUGUUGGACGAGUUGUGGAAUUAAUGUUUUUAGUCUUCAACA